GGAGAGAUCAACUGGGAUUGUCCAUGUCUAGGAGGUAUGGCUCAGGGACCAUGUGGUGAAGACUUUAAGGCAGCAUUCAGUUGUUUUGUUUUUUCAGAAGCAGAGCCAAAAGGUCUAGACUGUGUCGAAAAGUUCAAGGCUAUGCAAGAUUGUUUCCGUAGACACCCUGAUGUAUAUGGUGAU
This is a messenger RNA of Rhizopus microsporus ATCC 52813, 183 nucleotides long. RefSeq lists its product as uncharacterized. The annotation marks the transcript as partial. Gene Ontology annotation, cellular component: mitochondrial intermembrane space. NCBI's taxonomy places the organism in Eukaryota, Fungi, Mucoromycota, Mucoromycetes, Mucorales, Rhizopodaceae. Gene Ontology annotation, molecular function: protein-disulfide reductase activity. The record is from RefSeq and is a predicted model, not a curated record. Gene Ontology annotation, biological process: protein import into mitochondrial intermembrane space. The transcript is spliced from 2 exons.